AUGGCGGCUUUUCGUGCGGGAAUCCGCUGGGCGGACAUGUCAACGGAGUCAUUUAGCCGCAGCAAAACAGCGCCAGGGAGCACUGCGAAUGCGGCCCUGUUGCUUCAGGCUGAGCAGGCAGAUCAGUCUUAUGCCCCAGGCGAGGCUGUUGUUCUCCCUGAGUUUGAAAACAGUCAGGCAGGGAUGAACCAGUACUUCCUUGCUGCGGCUGCGCUUGGUGAGGAUUCCAGCAAGCCUGGAGCCCCUUGUAGCGAAGGCACGGAUAAUGCAGCAGCUGCCUGUUCAUCGAUCAAGUCGGAUUCUAGCAAGGCAAGUCCUGCAGAAGAGAGGAAGGGUGCUGAGAAAAUGCCGGGGUUCAAAGGGUUGCUGGUGGGAUCGCCAAACGAUGGAAGCAGUUCAGGCGCUGGCGAAGAGCAUCAGACAGCUGGUAGACGGGAGCGGAACCUGGCGAAUGGAGCAUUGGACUCGGCUACUCUAACGCCAGCCAAGAGGAAUAGGAGGACUUCUGAUGCUCCAAGCGGAGGCCCCUCUGCGGUCAUGCAAAACUCGGAGGCUCCUGCGCAAGACGGGUGUUCAUCGGCUGCUCAGGAGGUUCCAUGUCAGCGACUCCCCCAUAGCAAGAGACGCAAAUCUGCACUCUCUCGCCGGUCCGUAGAUGGCCAAUUUCCCGAAAAAGCCGGUAGUAUCGAUGCUGCCAUUGUUUCUCAUGGACAGCAGGCGAAGCGCCGCAGCGCGAAGGGCGCGAAUCGACGCCGAUCAGGCACUACGCGCACGUCAUCAGAAGGAUCAUCCAGUGUAGGCUUGCUACUUCAGAUGGGUGCCCCUGCUUUCCUACAGUUGCCAGGUCUCGUUUCUCCUAUGUUCAUGCCGGUCGGGUUGCCCCCCGGCACAGCUGCUCCGCUACCUGGCUUGCUGCAUCCUCAAGUGGUGCAGCAGCAGCAGGCGAGAGUGAAUAGUAGCAAGGAGCAACAGGAGCAGGAGGAUGAAGAAGAAUGGCAGCGACGCGAAUGUGCAAGAAUGAAAGACAUCGCCAUCGGCAAGGCUACUGCUGGCUACCGUAAUUUCCUGAAGCAGGUUGGGACGGAGCGCCGUUCUGAAGGGGAUCCAAUGACCCCAGAUGCAAAAUUGCGAUGCAGCAAGGCUCAUUUUCAGAGAGCUUAUCAGAAGUGGAGAAAGCAGUUACAUCAGUAUGAUACGGUUCAGGAUGAAGCUCCAGCGGAUGCUCCAGCCUCAGCCGAAGCACAAUCAGCUACGUCAGCUACUGAGGAGACAGAAAGUGGACAACAUGCAGAGCCGUAUGACCCUUCUGAUCAACAGGACUUGGAGGCGAUCUUGGCAUUCAACAAAGAAUGCGAACUAGCGGGGCUGUAG
Molecule: messenger RNA, 1371 nt
Organism: Cyclospora cayetanensis
Lineage: Eukaryota; Apicomplexa; Conoidasida; Eucoccidiorida; Eimeriidae
Exons: 1
Coding region: 1-1371 (456 amino acids)
Biological process (GO): mRNA transport; mRNA 3'-end processing by stem-loop binding and cleavage
Cellular component (GO): cytoplasm; histone pre-mRNA 3'end processing complex
Molecular function (GO): histone pre-mRNA stem-loop binding; mRNA binding
Source: RefSeq, a predicted model, not a curated record